AUGGUGUUUAUGCAAUAUCCGGUAAAUUUUUCCUUUUAUCAAGGAAAAUCGCCCAAUCCAAAUACAGUAUAUGAAACUCAGUUUGGUAAGGCUACUGCCCCACUUGUUCAGAUGAUAGAUGAUUUGACACAGGAUGUAAAGCUACUGCCAUUCCACUUUUUCUUUGACAACCUAUUUACAGGUUUUUCUGUUCUGUCAUACGUGAGAGAAAAGGGCUAUGGAGCAACAGGCACUAUCAGAGAAAACAGAGUUUGCAAAUUGUGCCCAACUUCCUCAAAGAAAGUGCUAGUUAAAAAGGAAAGGGGGUAUUUUGAAUCCUCACUUUGCAAGGAUGAUGGUGUUAUAGUCACAAAAUGGGUGGACAAUUCAGUGUUUACUUUAGCUUCUACCUGUGAAGGAGUUGAACCUGUAUCAUUUGUAAAAAGAUAUUCCGCAAAGGAGAAGAAGACAGUUCAAGUACAAGGUCCUCAAAUUAUCACAGCCUAUAAUAAACACAUGGGAGGAGUGGAUAGGAUGGAUGAAAACAUUGCCAUGUGCAGAAUAAACAUUCGAAACAAGAAGUGGUACUGGGCUUUACAUUCUUGGCUGAUUGACGUAUCUGUACAUAAUGCGUGGCAGCUGAAGAAAGGAACGGGAGCUAGGACUACUCAACCUGAAUUCAGAAGAGAAAUUGUACAAGUUUACCUAAAAAGAUAUACCAAUCCCGUAAAUGGAGCAGGCAGUCCGUCUAUCAGUCCUAUGUGUGGAUACAAAUCACAUGUUCCAAGUGAUAUCAGAUAUGAUGGUAUAAAGCACUAUAUCAAGAAAACUGAGAAGAAGAGAAGAUGUGUACGUUUGUACUGCAAACAGAAAUCAUCAGCUGUUCGCUCUAAAUGUGGGAAAUGUGAUGUAGGACUGUGUCUAGAAUGCUUUGAAGUGUACCAUGAAAGUCAGUAA
Molecule: messenger RNA, 936 nt
Organism: Schistocerca serialis cubense
Lineage: Eukaryota; Metazoa; Arthropoda; Insecta; Orthoptera; Acrididae
Product: piggyBac transposable element-derived protein 3-like
Exons: 1
Coding region: 1-936 (311 amino acids)
Source: RefSeq, a predicted model, not a curated record